Molecule: messenger RNA, 687 nt
Organism: Brettanomyces bruxellensis
Lineage: Eukaryota; Fungi; Ascomycota; Pichiomycetes; Pichiales; Pichiaceae
Exons: 1
Coding region: 1-687 (228 amino acids)
Source: RefSeq, a predicted model, not a curated record
AUGUUUUCGUUUAUAGCAAAGACCGCUGGCUGUGCACCAAAGGCUGGAGGAAUGCUAUCAAAAUUUGCCACAAGAGGAUUGAAAAGGCCAGAGAUCAUGGGGAUGAGACAGUUAACGUUUAAGAAUGGAUUCCAUACUAGACCUACAUUUACAAAUUCCGCAUUUUGGGACCAUGGACAUACUGGAUCGGUUGCACAGACAAUGAGUUUUCGUAAUGCGCAGAAUUCCAACCUUGGAACAACAGGUCUUCUUCUUGGAAUUAUGGGAUUAAGUGCUACUUAUCUUAUCCAUCACAACCCAAUCUUGAAUGAUUCUGCAAAUAUUUAUAGUGUGGAAGGUCUUCCUCCUGCGCCUAAAGGGUAUGAGUAUGUGAAAGUGCCGGAGAAGCCAAAAUUUGACAAAUUAUUUGGUGGACGACUUAAUUAUAAAGAAUUAACUCUUGGCUCGAUGUUUGGAUUGAUUUCUGGAUUGAUCGUUGGGCAGUUGAGUACUGUCUUUGUGUUUAUUGCCUUGGGAGCCUAUUUGGCAGCUCAAUAUCUUCAUGCUCAGGGAAUUUUAACCGUUCCUGUCACGAAAAUCAUCAAAGUUGGAUCGGAGGACAUUGAUGUUCGACAGAUGGUGUUUGACCAGCCAAGCUUCAGCAUUACGUACAUUCUCAGCUUCUUAAUCGCAGCAUACAAUGUUUAA